ACGACGUAUGCUUCAGACCAUAUACACAUAUUAAAUAGAUAUUUUUUUUAUAUUCGUUCCUUUGUUGAAAACACAUACGAUUCUGCGAUUAUUUUGGUGUGUGCUUUACAUACUUUCUAGUCGCCAAUCGAAUCUGUGUGCAAAAAAAAAAAUAAUAUUUUGAAGGAAACCAUGAAAAAUAAAGUGAUUUUAAUGGAUUUGGUUGGCAGAAGGAAACAGUAAACAAUCUCAGCAAAAAUGCAUCUAUUUUGGUGAUUUGUCAUUUCGUGUUGGUAGUGUGUGAUUUUGAUGUGUACAAUUUUAUUAUUGUGUAAAUGUGAGAAGAAGAAAAAAAAAUAAAUAAAAAUAAUCCAUUGAAUGUGAAUAAAAAAUCGAUUGAAAGUUAAUUUGGAAGUCGAAAUUGAGAGCGAGUGAGUGAGAGAGAGAGAGAGUUUGUGGGGAGAAUUUUUUGUGGAAAAAGUGGCAAUAUUACUAUUGCCAAACUAUCCCAAAAAUCAUCACACAAUAUUUUCUUUGCUUUGAUUUGGAGGGAGGCUAACAUCUUGUGCUAAUUGUGGUGGUGAUUAUUGUGACUGCACCGUCAACAAACUUGAUUCGUCAUCAAAUAUGGAUAAAGAUGGAAAUAUUGGUAUUGAGCCUGGCACCGAAACCGUUUAUGGAACCCAUGAUGACAACACAAUGGUUAUGUCCGAAAAGGUUCAAUCGCUGGCUGGCAGCAUUUACCAAGAAUUUGAGCGUAUGAUUCAGCGAUACGAUGAAGAAGUGGUGAAAAAUUUGAUGCCAUUGCUGGUCAACGUUCUCGAGUGCUUAGACUCAGCCUACCAAACGAAUCAAGAACAAGAGGUUGAAGUUGAAUUACUCCGUGAGGAUAACGAACAAUUAGUAACACAAUAUGAACGCGAGAAGAGUGCCCGAAAACAAGCCGAGCAAAAAUUACUGGAUACAGAAGAUUUGGCUGAAGCGGAGAAUAAAGAGUUGGCCAGUCGACUAGAAUCGCUUGAAAGCAUCGUGAGAAUGUUAGAGCUGAAGCAUAAGAACAGCUUGGAACAUGCGAGCCGACUUGAAGAGCGUGAAGGUGACUUGAAAAAGGAAUAUGCAAAACUUCAUGAUCGUUAUACGGAGCUCUUCAAAACACAUGUUGAUUAUAUGGAACGAACAAAGCUCUUGAUGGGAUCGACACAUUCUCAAUUGAAUUCAACUAAUUCGGAACGAUUGGAAUUAAAUCGAAAUCGAUUACAUCCCAUGUAUCGAUCGUCUGGUCCGGUUUCAUAUGGAUUUGCAUCGCUUGAAACAUCACAGAUGCUUGACACUGAAACCAUAUGCAGUCCGAACGGAAGUGAUGCCAGUUCAGUUGGCUCAGGACCGCCAUCACUGCAAAAUGAGUUCGAUAAUAUUCAAACUGUAGAACGUUCAGCCGAAACCGACACACUGAAACAAAUAAAUCAAGCAACAUCACCGCAAAGCGAUCAACCGAGUCCAGUUCAUGUGCAACCACCACAACCGCCCACAUCAGCUGGCCGAUCGACCACCAAAAAUGAGAAGCGCUCAGCAAACACAUUGUACCAAGAACUAUCGUUCCAGGAUAAUGAAGAGAGCGAAGAAAAUGAAGUGACAGGCAGUUGGGUUCAUCCCGGUGAAUAUGCAUCUUCAGUUAACGAUAACUUCUUUGGUAUGGGCAAAGAAGUGGAAAAUCUUAUAAAUGAGAACAAUGAACUAUUGGCAACAAAAAAUGCUUUGAAUAUUGUCAAAGACGAUUUGAUUGUAAAAGUCGAUGAACUAACGGGUGAAAUUGAAAUUCUACGUGAAGACCUCAAUACGGCCAAUCAGUCGCGUCAAAAAUUGCGACAGAAAGUGUCCGAACUGGAAGAAGAAUUAAAACAAAGCAAAACAUUAGUUAAAGCAAGCAGCAAUUCUGAUCAAGAAGACGAAGGUGAUGUUCCAAUGGCACAGCGUAAACGCUUUACACGUGUCGAAAUGGCACGUGUUCUUAUGGAAAGAAAUCAAUACAAAGAGCGUUUCAUGGAACUUCAAGAUGCUGUACGAUGGACAGAGAUGAUUCGAGCAUCUCGUACGGUUGACAUGAAUCCAAAGGCAAAGGAAAGCAUUUGGAGAAAGUUUUUUAACAAACUCCUACUAACAUCGACCAGCCCACAAAGAGAGCCUCCCGGACCAUUAUUACAGUAUAAUGCAUCAAGCCACCAUGUUGCACCUACUGCGUUCGAGGGGCGAUUAGCUAUUACAUCGGGUAAUCAAUCAUCGGGUGGCAAUGCAUCAAAUGCAUUAACAUUUUCCAAAGAAUAUGCUGAAGAGGGUGCCUCAGAUCGUUUGAAUCAAAAGCGUCGCGAACAAUAUCGUCAGGUGCGUGCACAUGUGCAAAAAGAAGAUGGCCGAUUGCAUGCAUAUGGUUGGUCAUUGCCCGGCACCAAAACGAAUACAACGGGAACGCCACGAACUGAUCGAAAAAUGCCAAAAGUUCCAGUACCUGUUUAUUGUCGACCAUUGGCAGAAGCUAGUCCACACAUGAAAGUUUUUUGUGCAGCUGGUGUUAAUCUGAAUGGCGGCUAUACAAAGGAUGGUGGUUGUAUUGUUGGUGCUAGUGUGUUUUAUUCAACGAAUACAACAGCUCAAAUCACCGAAGUAACAACACCAACGGGUGAAAAUGCUGAACUUGAUUCGCUUGAUAAACAAAUAACAAUGGCAAUGGAAAAUUCCGAUCCCGAUUCACAAUUGAGCUCGUAUGUUUGGAUUUGUACGAGCACACAUUCGGCCAGUACAGUGACUGUGAUUGAUGCAAAAAAUCCUGCCGUUGUACUUGAUUCAUUUCCAGUGUGUCAAACACAUUUGCUAUGCAUUUGUUCCGUUCAGGGUGCUCUUGAAAAAGACUAUACGCUAUUGGAAAAUAGUGAAGCCAUUAAAUCAGGUGAAAUGCUUGAAAAGCCCGGUGAAGAUGCAGACGAUACGGGCCGUGUUGAAUUUGUUCGGGUUGCCAAGGAAGAUUCAACCGAAACAACAGCGACAACAACCGAUGCGGCCAAAAAUGAUCAAAAUGAAAAUGUAUGUGAAGCACAACCGUCGGCCACGUGUACGGCUGAUGAAUUAACCGCAUCGGUUGUCGCUGAAAAUGAUAAGAAUGAAGUUGAAAUUGCGCUUGAUUCACAAAAUUUGAAUAAAGGUGCAAUAACAGCUGUUGUGGAAGAGAUAAAUGCACCACCAGUGUCGCCGCUUCAUUUAAACAACAACGCAAAUAACAACCAAAACAUUUACUCAUUAGCAUUUCCAAAGCCAGUCAAUCCAAUACUUGGCUCUCCGAAUCCACUCGAAGAGCCGGCCAUGUCAUCGGUUGGGCCAACCAUGUGGUUAGGUGCUCAAAAUGGAAGGUUAUAUGUACAUAGUUCCGUUGCACGUUGGAGAGAUUGUCUUCAUCAAGUUCGUCUACCUGAUGCCGUUUUGUCGAUAGUACAUGUAGAAUCUCGUGUUGUGGCUGCCUUAGCAAAUGGAAAAUUGGCUGUGUUUCGUCGUCAGACUGAUGGUCAAUGGGAUUUAAAUAGCUAUCAUCUUGUUGUUCUAGGUCUACCAAAACAAUCGGUUCGUUGCUUGUGCAUUGUGGCUGACAAAAUUUGGGCGGCCCAUCGAAAUAAAAUUUACAUUGUCGAUCCGAUUUCAUUGAAUAUUGUGCACAUUCUGGAGGCACAUCCACGCAAAGAAAGUCAAAUUCGACAAAUGGCCGCCACUGGAUUGGGAGUAUGGGUUUCAAUACGAUUGGAUUCAACACUUCGAUUGUAUCAUGCCCACACAUAUGAACACUUACAGGAUGUUGACAUUGAGCCAUACGUUUCGAAAAUGCUCGGAACGGGAAAAUUAGGUUUUUCAUUUGCGCGUAUAACCGCAUUGCUGGUUUCAUGUAAUCGAUUGUGGAUCGGCACCGGAAAUGGUGUCGUCAUAUCCGUUCCUCUUACAGAAGCUCUACAGUAUAAUAACAAAAUUGCAACCAACAAUUUUAUACCACGGUGCUGUAUGGCCAAUGCUCAAUUGUCGUUCCACGGUCAUCGUGAUGCUGUUAAAUUUUUCGUUUCGGUGCCAAUGCAAUUGCAGUCAGAGGUUCAAAUCGGUCAUAAGCCACAUAUGCUUGUAAUGUCCGGUGGAGAAGGUUACAUCGAUUUUCGAUUAGGUGAUGGAGACAUGGAGAAUAGCAUUGUAUUGGAACCGAAUCAAACAAUUGAAAAUCGAGGAGAUAAAAGUUACUUGAUAGUGUGGCAAGUUAACCAAUCUUAAAUCAAACAUUAUUGCACUGUGGUGGUAAUAGCUGAAGAAAAAAACCAAAAACAAAAAAAAAAUGCUGAGGAAAAAAAGAAUAUGAAUUUUCAAAAGGAAGCAAACAACGUAGAAAAAUUUAAUACGUAUGGACCUGGUCAUUAUCGAUCAUUGCAUCGAUAUUUCUCCGUGAUUAUCGUGUGGAUAAUUUAUUCAUUUCACCUGCAACCAUUUCGAUGCAUAUGCUUGCAUUUAGCAUAUGCGAAUAACACUUGAAUCUUGAUCAAUGGAAUCGGCUAUAAUUUAAUAGGCAUUAAAACUCAAAACGAUUGAUAUUUAUUGUAUAUGUAGCUGAUUUAUUGACAUAUUAAAUUAUUUAUCAAGAAAAGACAGAGAAAACAAAAUUGCUGUAAACACAUAAAACACUCUAUAAAACCAGUCUAUUGCAAUAAGAAUCCAACUACUUGAUCGAUAUUGAUCACACUGUUUAAAAGCUUGAAAAGACACACACACAUACCAUUUUUUCCACACUAACAGACAUUUUUUUGGCAAACCAAUUGGAAAUGAUUUCAAGUAGAAAGGGACAGAAAGACGCAAACUUAAAAAAGUGAAGAAAAGACAAACAGAAUGAGUUUAUUAAAUAAAAUGUAUUUCAAUAAAAAAGAAAGAAAAAUCCACAAUGUUGCCAGCGUCAAUUUAAGAUUAUAUUUAGUAAAAACGAAUCAGUAGUUAGAUUUGUUUGUUAUAUGAUGCGUGUGUGUUACAUAAGCUUUUUAGUUUGGCAAAAGAUAACUAGUAAUGUGGCUAAUUUUAAUGGAAAUUUUUUUGAUUGUAUUGAACAAGAUUAUAUUAUUAUAUUGAAACAAAACAAAAACACAUUUGCAAUUUAUACUUAUUUAGAAACAAAAACAAGUUAAGGUGAAGAUGACAAAAACAUUUUUUUUUCAUUGUUUUAAAAAAGUGCAUUGGUUUUUCGAUGUUUUGGACGUUUCAUUCCGAAGAGAUUUGAUUUGAUUUAACUAGUCUUUACUAAACAUUUUUUUUUCUAUCAAUUUACACAACGCCCUUCUGGUCUAUACAAUUUCCUUAUUUUUUCUACGUUUGUUUUGGUUUCGAAUUAAAUAUCAUUGUUAUUUAGUUUUCUAGCUGAUCAUAUUUUAUGAAUUUAACAUUAUUAAUCCUAAUUAUUUUAAUUUAAUUACAUUUAAUGUAUGUCGUUUCAACCAGUGCAAAAAUGAAACACAAUUUAUUUAUUCAUUCUUUUCUUAUCAUCUUUUUUUCCUAUUUAAGAGAUUCGAAGUCUAUUCGUCCUUUAUCUUGUGUUGUAUCUUAAGUUCUAAUCCAAUUCAAUUUUAUUGUACAAAUUUAAAACAAACGAAGCAUCGAUGAAACAGAUUAUGAUGAUUAAAUUAUUAUGAAACAACCAAA
Contarinia nasturtii (swede midge) is the source of this 5679-nucleotide messenger RNA. It is a transcript of the gene syd, whose product is annotated as JNK-interacting protein 3. Gene Ontology annotation, biological process: vesicle-mediated transport. The transcript is spliced from 19 exons. Gene Ontology annotation, cellular component: cytoplasm. Lineage: Eukaryota; Metazoa; Arthropoda; Insecta; Diptera; Cecidomyiidae. Bases 607 to 4272 code for a protein of 1221 amino acids. The record is from RefSeq and is a predicted model, not a curated record. Gene Ontology annotation, molecular function: MAP kinase scaffold activity; kinesin binding; JUN kinase binding.